AUGAGCAACGAGCGCAACGACGAGAUCAAGGACGACGUGAACGUGUGUAUCAGGCUCCCUCCUCCCACAGUUCCCACAGCAAGCCCCCACCUGGCGGGCAGCGGCGCCGGCGGCGGUGACGGCUGGACCACCGCGAUGCUCGAGAAGGCUGAGGAGGGCGCCGCAUCGCCUGCCCAGCGCUCGGGUUCGGCGGCCAAGAAGAUUGUCAUUCCGGCCAUUGUCAUCAUCCCCAUCUGGAUGGCCUGCUCGAUUUCCGUCAUUCUCUACAACAAAUAUGUCUUUGCCAACCUCAACUUCCCCUUCCCCGUCUUCCUCACCACCUUCCAUCUCGCGUUCUCGGCCGUCGCCACCCGUGUGCUCCAGCGCACCACGACCCUCGUCGACGGCGCCAAGGACAUUGAGAUGACCCGCGAGCGCUGGGUCCGCACCAUCCUCCCCAUCGGUGCUCUCUUCUCGGGCUCGCUCAUCCUUUCCAACUACGCCUACCUCAGCCUCUCGGUCUCGUUCAUCCAGAUGCUCAAGGCCUUCAACCCCGUCGCCAUUCUCCUCAUCUCGUUUGCCUUCAAGCUCCAGGAGCCCUCGGGCCGUCUCCUGGCCAUCGUCUGCAUGAUCUCCGUCGGCUGUGCUCUUGCUGCCUACGGUGAGCUCCACUUUGAGCUCAUGGGCUUCAUCUGCCAGUGCGCCGCUGUCGUCUUUGAGGCGUCGCGUCUUGUCAUGAUCCAGAUCCUCCUCCACGGCAUGAAGAUGGACCCCAUCGUGUCGCUCCACUACUACGCCCCCGUCUGCGCUGUCAUCAACGCCAUCAUCAUGCCCUUCAUCGAGGGCUUUGAGCCCUUCUACGCGCUCCACCGCGUCGGCAUCCUUGUCCUCCUCACCAACGCCGGUAUGGCGUUUGCCCUGAACGUCGCUGCCGUCUUCCUCAUCAGCGUCGGCUCGGGUCUCAUCCUCACCCUCGCUGGUGUCCUCAAGGACAUUCUCCUUAUUUCCGGCUCGGUCAUUGCCUUUGGCUCGCAGAUCACCGCCCUCCAGGUCUUUGGCUACUCGAUCUCGCUUGCCGGUCUCGUCACGUUCAAGACUACCGGCGGCAAGUAA
This is a messenger RNA of Apiotrichum porosum, 1092 nucleotides long. RefSeq lists its product as uncharacterized. Gene Ontology annotation, molecular function: antiporter activity. The record is from RefSeq and is a predicted model, not a curated record. Gene Ontology annotation, cellular component: trans-Golgi network; endosome; Golgi apparatus. The coding region runs from base 1 to 1092 and encodes 363 amino acids. The transcript has 9 exons. NCBI's taxonomy places the organism in Eukaryota, Fungi, Basidiomycota, Tremellomycetes, Trichosporonales, Trichosporonaceae.